This is a messenger RNA of Danaus plexippus (monarch butterfly), 1203 nucleotides long. It is a transcript of the gene dmrt93B, whose product is annotated as doublesex- and mab-3-related transcription factor dmd-4. Gene Ontology annotation, molecular function: RNA polymerase II cis-regulatory region sequence-specific DNA binding; DNA-binding transcription factor activity, RNA polymerase II-specific; protein binding. Lineage: Eukaryota; Metazoa; Arthropoda; Insecta; Lepidoptera; Nymphalidae. Gene Ontology annotation, cellular component: nucleus. The transcript has 5 exons. Gene Ontology annotation, biological process: regulation of transcription by RNA polymerase II; sex differentiation. Bases 143 to 1003 code for a protein of 286 amino acids. The record is from RefSeq and is a predicted model, not a curated record.
GGGCGGAGUGUUGUGUGGGCGGAAGAUUUGUCUAAUUAUAUUCCUAUAACAGUUUUAAAGUUACUAUGUGAUUUUUUUUACAUUUUUAAUUAAUAUCAUUUGUGAGUUUUAAUCUUUAUAUAUUAUUGAGUUUGACUCUAAAAUGAACAACAGUAGAGCCCGUGUUCCGAAGUGCGCUCGAUGUCGCAACCACGGUCUCAUAUCUAGUCUCAGGGGACACAAGAAGUCUUGUGCUUAUCGAGAUUGUCAGUGUCCGAAAUGUGGAUUGAUAAAGGAGCGGCAGCGAAUAAUGGCCGCACAGGUAGCCUUAAAAAGACAACAAGCCGCGGAGGACAAGAUAGCCUUACAUUUGGCGUCGGUCGAGAGCGGCACAAAUCUCGCGUCGCUGCCUCCGGGUCGUAUUUACGGCAUGAGAGUUACAGGACCUUCACCCAGCUCGGGACCUGAUCCAGACUCCGUUGUUGAUGAUCAUAGCCCCAUCCACAUUGACAGUGAAACGAGCGAUUCUUUACCUGACUGUUGCACGGCAACUCAAGACAACGACGGAAAUUCGAAUGCAAAUGCGCGAUCUUGUGCUAGUGAAAACGAAGAAAGUUUGAGCAGCGUGAGUACAGCAGGACUGGACAUGCUCAGGAAGUUGUUCCCGGGGAAGAAGAGAUCGGUUCUUGAAUUGGUGUUACGAAGAUGCAACCAUGACUUGCUUCGAGCUGUGGAGCACUGCAAUGCUAUACACGCUCAACGUGACAAAUCAACUGCCAGUUCAAGCGGUGUUCGUUAUGAGAACGUAUCAAGUUCUCAAGAAGUUGAAUCGCGAUGGUCGGCGUUUCGACCUGUGGGGCCACGUCCAUUGCUGCCAACGUUGGUGAUGGGUCGCGUGUGCGGGUCUGAAUGGCUUGUGCCUUUGCCGGCACUCCCAGCUCUAUCCGGCCCUUUGUUACUGCCCCUGCAACACACUCCACCAGCUUGCGCCCCAGAUUGUAGGCAGUGUAAUAGUCAUCAUUAGAACAUAUCUUGUGAAAAGUUAUUUUAUGUAACAAUACAUCCAGACUCUGAUAUAUAUGUUAUUGAUAUUAAGUAUAAAUUAAGUGAAAUGUCUUCUAUGCUUAAUUAUUUUUUAAAUUGGCUAAUGAGCUACGUAUUUCCAUGUACUGCAAUGUUAGUAUAAUUAUUAUUAUGCCAAAGGAUUAAUGCCAAAAAAGUGUU